UUUCACUUGUUAGUAUUUUUCCACGCAGCAUAUUUCAAAUAACUUAAACCUGUCACAAUUUAUUCUUGACUAAACUGAGCAAACAAUAAUCCCAAACUGUAGAUCCAAUUUCACCCUAUUAUCUAUUUUAUAUGAGCUGGCGGUCAUCGAAGGGCACGGCUUAUAAAAAAAAAACUGAUUUGAAUUGAGGACCACCCGCAAGCAAGGUUAGACCGUGCUGCUAUCACAAACAUAUAAAUACAUAAACUAGCAAAACAUUCGCAGUAUUAGUUUCGCGACUCCCAAGAUGGCAACAACAACUCAGACGCCAACUUUUGGCGAUAUUUCGGCAAAAUUCACUUCUGCAACGCUCGAUGAGAUUAUCCGGAAUGCUGGCGGAACCAAGCAUACCUCCUACACUUGGGGUGAAGGCGGCAAAAAGGGAGAUUCCUAUUUGAGCAAAGUUUUCCGUAUGUGUGUCUAUGGUGUCAAGGAGCCCGAGAACACAACGCUGGUAGCGAAUGUUAUUAUUAAAGCCAUGCCAGACAACUUGCAUAGACGACGACUCUUCCGCUCGACGGACUUUUUCCGCAAUGAGAUAAACUUCUAUCAGAAAGUGGUGCCAGCCAUUGAGGCCUUCCAGGCAAGCCGUGAUCCCAAGCCCAACAACCCAUUCGUUGAGUAUCCCAAGUGUUUAGCCGCUCUAUGCGAUGGUGUCAAUGACUUCAUUGCCCUAGAGGAUGUUGGCUUCCGUGGCUAUCGUGCGCCCAAUCGUCAAAGCUACAUUUCUCUGGAGGAUGCCCUAUUGACAAUGCGUUCGCUGGGUCGUUAUCAUGGCGUGGCCUUGGCAUUUAAGGCAUUGGAUUCGGAUAAUUUUGAAAAGGCUGGCAGUGCAUUGGAGGAGACCUACUAUAGUGAGCAUACCAGAGAAUGGUAUACUGGAUUCCUUGCCCUGGCCGAGAAUGUGGCUAGUGAUGCAAUUAAGAAGACGUAUCCACAUACAAAAUAUGAAACAAUAUCCAAUAAUUUCCUGCAACCUCAACUCUUUGAUGAUCUAAUCAAUUUGGUUUCCACGCGCUCCAACUUGACCGUUUUCGGUCAUGGCGAUUGUUGGACCCCGAAUUUCCUUACUCGUUACAAUGUUGAGGGUAAACCAGAGGAGAUCAUAAUCAUUGAUUUUCAAUUGGCACGCCUUGCCUCACUGGCCCUAGAUAUUACCUUCUUUAUAUACUCGUGCACCAGCCAGUCAUUACGUGAGGAGCACUAUGAUGAACUAUUGAGAGCAUAUCUGGAGAGUGCACAGAAAUUGAUUACCGAUUUGGGUGGCAAUGCGGAGGCUAUUAUCAAUUGGAAUACCUUGCAACAGGAAUUGCGUCAAUUUGGUCGUUUCGGUUGCGGCAUGGGCAUUGAAUCGUUGCCCAUGUCUCUGAUCGAAGACGAUGAGGUGGCCGAUUUGGAUGCCAUUGUUGAGAACGCUGUACUCACCGAUGUUUGGAAUAUAACACCAUUUAAGGAGCCUGGCAAAAGCCAACGUAUUGCUGAUAUAUUCAAGCAUGCCAUUGAUCAGGGAUAUCUUAAAUAAGGAUUUUCUCUUUCUACAUAUAUCAAAUAUUGACAAUAUGAAUAAUGUACCUCAAACUUUUUAGACAUGAGUCGAAUAAUUCCAAUUGAAUACUUUUUGACUUUUAAAUAGAUAAAUAAAAUAUAAUGUAUAUUAUACAUA
Messenger RNA from Drosophila willistoni, 1702 nucleotides. RefSeq lists its product as uncharacterized. The coding region runs from base 287 to 1561 and encodes 424 amino acids. Lineage: Eukaryota; Metazoa; Arthropoda; Insecta; Diptera; Drosophilidae. The transcript is spliced from 3 exons. The record is from RefSeq and is a predicted model, not a curated record.